GUGUAACCAGUAUAAUAUCUUAAACCGUGGCAGUGACCCGCUUGUAAUCUACUGUACAGCAGAGCGACAUCCACUUACCCACUUUUUUUUUCAUGUGUUUUAUAAUUUUUUGCUGACAAGUGUUGGCAACACUGAUCAACAUAACAAAAUAGAUCAGCUUGUCACACAUAUAUAUAAACAUAGUACGUAUGUUUAUAUAUUAUCUAUGGUCUUGUCAUGACAAAAUUACUUUCAGAAAGCAUUUCCUCGUUGGAAGCUACUGCGCUUGAAAUAAACUAAUCGACGGUGGUUGACAAUCGACUUCAAAAUGCAACUGUUCGUCCGUGGUCAAAAUGUACAUGCUUUGGAAUGUCAAGGAUUUGAGAAUAUUUUACAGAUCAAGAGCAAAUUGGCUGCUUUGGAAGAUGUUGAAGAAAAUUUAAUUUCAUUGUAUGAUCAAGGUCACCCACUUAAUGACGAUCAAAUUGUUGGAGAAUUAAUUAAUUUCAAUAUUGAUUUCAUUGUUCCAUUGCUUGGAGGCAAAGUUCACGGAUCCUUGGCUCGUGCUGGUAAAGUUAAGGGACAAACUCCAAAAGUUGAGAAAGUUGAGAAGAAGAAGAAGAAGAAAACUGGUCGAUCAAAAAGACGCAUUCAGUACAACAGACGUUUUGUAAAUGUUGUUCAGACUUUCGGACGCAGGAGAGGGCCAAAUGCCAACUCUUAAAUUGUAUAACUUUAUAUAUUUAAAAUAAAUAAUGUGGUGACA
Molecule: messenger RNA, 745 nt
Organism: Acyrthosiphon pisum (pea aphid)
Lineage: Eukaryota; Metazoa; Arthropoda; Insecta; Hemiptera; Aphididae
Product: ribosomal protein S30-like
Biological process (GO): translation
Cellular component (GO): cytosolic small ribosomal subunit; ribosome
Molecular function (GO): structural constituent of ribosome
Source: RefSeq, marked provisional